Messenger RNA from Mandrillus leucophaeus (drill), 3531 nucleotides. It is a transcript of the gene ESRP2, whose product is annotated as epithelial splicing regulatory protein 2. The record is from RefSeq and is a predicted model, not a curated record. The transcript has 13 exons. Gene Ontology annotation, cellular component: ribonucleoprotein complex. Gene Ontology annotation, molecular function: RNA binding. Lineage: Eukaryota; Metazoa; Chordata; Mammalia; Primates; Cercopithecidae. The coding region runs from base 632 to 2437 and encodes 601 amino acids.
UCAGGAGUGCCACCCCCUCUAUAAGCAAACAGCUCAGUGCCAGCCGGUCGAUAGGGUGUGGGUCAAAGCUCAUGCUGCCCCUGAUGUCCAAGUGUGGAGCUCUGUCCUUGGAGUUUCUCUGCCCCUCGGUUGGUCAGACCUGGAGGCGGGGCUGCCAUUGACCAUGAGCCUUCUGGGCCUCAGGCAGGACUGGGCCUCCCCCACCUGUCUGAGGGUGGUGCCUGGUCAGAGACAGGUUUAACCUGCUUUGCUCCGCCUCUUCCCACCUGCUUGUCCCACUCCAGGUGUUUGCUCUGGCCCCACUCCAAACUCCUGGAGUGUGUGUGUUGAGGGCUUGGGUUAUGUGUGAUUGCCCUCAUUUGGCCUGGAGGAGGUGACAGUGGACUGGAACAAGGUUGGGGGGUGAGGGGAAGGGACAUAGGGCUAGGCUCAACAGGUGUGGCUUCUUCUUCCCAGGCAGGAUAGGGUUGAACAUCUGGCUGAACCAGCUUUGCAGCCUGCCUCCUUCCUCCUCCUACCCUCACUUCCUGCCUGCCCAGCUGUGAAUCUGUGUUUCUCUCUCCCCACUCCCUAUCCCCAGUUCUCACAGCUGGUGAAUGGGGAUGUGGCUCUGCUGGGCGGGGGCCCCUACAUGCUCUGCACUGAUGGGCAGCAGCUAUUGCGACAGGUCCUGCACCCUGAGGCCUCCAGGAAGAACCUGGUGCUCCCCGACACAUUCUUCUCCUUCUACGACCUCCGAAGAGAGUUCCAUAUGCAACAUCCAAGUACCUGCCCUGCCAGGGACCUCACUGUGGCCACCAUGGCACAGGAUUUAGGACUGGAGACAGAUGCCACAGAGGAUGACUUUGGGGUCUGGGAAGUGAAGACAAUGGUAGCUGUUAUCCUCGAUCUACUCAAAGAGUCCAGCAGUCAAUUGUUUUCGAAGCCCGAGGUGAUAAAGCAGAAAUAUGAGACGGGGCCUUGCUCUGACAGCACUGUGCCCUGCCUCUACAGCAGCAAGGCAGAUGUGGUGGACAGUGAGACUGUGGUACGGGCUCGUGGGUUGCCCUGGCAGUCAUCAGACCAGGACGUGGCUCGCUUCUUCAAAGGGCUCAACGUGGCCAGGGGUGGUGUAGCGCUCUGCCUCAACGCCCAGGGCCGCAGAAAUGGUGAGGCCCUCAUCCGCUUUGUGGACAGCGAGCAGCGGGACCUAGCGCUGCAGAGACACAAGCAUCACAUGGGCGUCCGCUAUAUUGAGGUGUAUAAGGCGACAGGGGAGGAGUUUGUAAAGAUCGCAGGGGGCACAUCACUAGAGGUGGCUCGUUUCUUGUCACGGGAAGACCAAGUGAUCCUGCGGCUGCGGGGACUGCCCUUCUCGGCUGGGCCAAUGGACGUGCUAGGCUUCCUGGGGCCAGAGUGCCCAGUGACUGGGGGUGCCGAGGGGCUGCUCUUUGUGCGCCACCCUGACGGCCGGCCGACUGGUGAUGCCUUCGCCCUCUUUGCUUGUGAGGAGCUGGCACAGGCUGCACUGCGCAGGCACAAGGGCAUGCUGGGUAAGCGAUACAUUGAACUCUUCCGGAGCACUGCAGCCGAGGUGCAGCAGGUCUUGAACCGCUAUGCAUCUGGCCCACUCCUUCCCACACUGACUGCCCCACUGCUGCCCAUCCCCUUCCCACUGGCACCUGGGACUGGGAGGGACUGUGUACGCCUCCGAGGCCUGCCCUACACGGCCACCAUUGAAGACAUCCUGAGCUUUCUGGGGGAGGCAGCAGCUGACAUCCGGCCCCAUGGUGUGCACAUGGUGCUCAACCAGCAGGGCCGGCCAUCGGGCGAUGCCUUCAUCCAGAUGACAUCAGCAGAGCGAGCCCUAGCUACUGCUCAGCGUUGCCAUAAGAAGGUGAUGAAGGAACGCUACGUGGAGGUGGUCCCCUGUUCCACAGAGGAGAUGAGCCGUGUGCUGAUGGGGGGCACCUUGGGCCGCAGUGGCAUGUCCCCUCCGCCCUGCAAGCUGCCCUGCCUCUCACCACCUACCUACGCCACCUUCCAAGCCACCCCAACCCUCAUUCCCACGGAGACGGCAGCUCUAUACCCCUCUUCAGCACUGCUCCCAGCUGCCAGGGUACCUGCUGCCCCCACCCCUGUUGCCUACUAUCCAGGGCCAGCCACUCAACUCUACCUGAACUACACAGCCUACUACCCAAGCCCCCCAGUCUCCCCCACCACUGUGGGCUACCUCACCACACCCACUGCUGCCCUGGCCUCUGCUCCCACCUCAGUGUUGUCCCAGCCAGGAGCUUUGGUCCGCAUGCAGGGUGUCCCAUACACAGCUGGUAUGAAGGAUCUGCUUAGCGUCUUCCAGGCCUACCAGCUACCUGCUGAUGACUACACCAGUCUGAUGCCUGUUGGUGACCCACCUCGCACUGUGUUACAAGCCCCCAAGGAAUGGGUGUGUUUGUAGGAGAGAAAGCCAGGAGGUAAGAGCCAGCUGAUAUCCUCAGUGAACAUGUCUCUCCUGCAUCCAGACCAGCACCCUCAACCUGGUAGCUUCUUUCUGGCUUGUCAAAGCUCUCAGAAGGUACCUAGAGGAGCCCAAGCCCCAGCUCCACCCUCCACUUAUUCUUCUGUCUGUUUCCCCCAAAGACAAUGGCUGAACCCUGCAUGCAGGGCUAGGGGUGGAAUGGGGCUAACCGGCUCCUGAUGGCCUGAGCCAGGCAUCUUGACUGGCACCUGGAGAGCCCUUUAGUGUGUCCUGGCUGUGGCCCAUGCCAACAGAUACGGUGGGGCUGAUAGGUCCAUGGCAGGCUUGCUUUCUUUUUUAAAAUGGAAGCUCUGGUACCUUCAAUGUAUGAUUCCUGGGAGAAUCAAGGGUCCAUCUGAGCCUCUGAGUAAAGAUCCCAAUGUUCUACCUCCCCCUGUCCCUCUGGUGAGGGAUAAGGAGGCAGAGGGAGCCAGCCCUACCCUCAGAAUAUCUGGACCUCAGAGACCAUGUUGUGCCAGGGAUGGUCCCACCUAAAGAUGCUAGCCCCUCCCGAGGUGGGCAUAAGGAGUAACAGAUGGCAAAACCACGAACUAUUUUGAUGGACUGUGCUGCAGUAUCACCAGAAGACAUUAGGGGGCAGGAGGCCCCCACACAAAAACUCAGGCUUGACUUUUAAAGGGGACUUAGCCAACUUUUCUUGUAUGCCUUCGGAAAGCCAGUUGCCCUGAACCCAGCAGACACUGUGGAAUGUCCUUUGCACGCAUUAAAUGGUACAGAACUGAAGCCUCAGAAGCAAUUUGGAACUCGAUUUUCUCUUCCUUAAAUGAAAAGUUAUUAACCAAAUGGACUUUUUAAAAGCCACAGGACCCUUAACUUUGCCCCAAAGUGAGGAGCUCCACACCAACCCCAGGCACAGGAACACUCAGACAGAUUAAGGAGACUGUUGACCUGUCAUUGUUUAUUAUUUCAGCACUAAAACUGAGGAGCCUCAACUGCUGGCUCUUCUUCCCUUUGUAUUUGUGUAAGGAGCACCGCACUCCCAUAAAAGGUUUUAAAAUACAAAAUGUACAAGA